Messenger RNA from Drosophila subobscura, 2303 nucleotides. It is a transcript of the gene pita, whose product is annotated as zinc finger protein 358. Lineage: Eukaryota; Metazoa; Arthropoda; Insecta; Diptera; Drosophilidae. Gene Ontology annotation, molecular function: zinc ion binding. The record is from RefSeq and is a predicted model, not a curated record. Gene Ontology annotation, cellular component: nucleus.
GGUCUGGCAGGUCUGCAGGGUUCGUGAAAAGAAAAGACGCCUGAAAAAUUUGUGUCACUGCUUAAACCGUGCAACUAACUAAUUUUGUGUGCAGUUUGCGGCAUUGCUAUUUAGUUGUUAUCUCCAUUAACUAUUAAGUGUGUGAAUUUGCCAAUUGUGAAAGCAUAACAGUGUCACUAUGGAAGACCUCGCCAGAGCCCGUGAGUGCGAGCUCGCCGAGAAGAAAAUCUGCCGCUUCUGCUUGACUGGGGAGAAAAUAGCCUCGCUUUUUGCGGAAAACUCUAGCGUCAAGUCGACUGCAUCGCUACCACUGCUGAUAAUGGCCCUCACAUCCACCGAGGUGAGCGCUGAUGACAAAAUGCCCAGCUACAUUUGCCUCGACUGCCAUCUGCUGUUCGAGCACAGCUACCGCUUUAUGCAGAUGUGCAAGCGUGCGGAGACAGCGCUGCGGCAAUAUCCGCUGACUGGAACGCUGCCAGCACCGAUGGAGAAACCACGUCCACCGACCAAGAAUCCGACUGUGGUCACUGCGGGCAAAGCGGCCGACGCUCAGCCCAGGAAACUGCUCAACACGCUGGCCAACUCCAAGACGGUGAUCAUUGAGGAUGUCCAGGUGCUGGAGACGAGUUUGCUGGCCAAAAAGCUGGCCACAGCGUCCACACGCUCCAAUUCAUAUCAGAUGAAGGUGGAGAACAACCAGGAGCUGUCCAUGGAUGACAUACAGAACAUGAUGGAUGAUAUGGACAAAGAAGUGGAAGAGGAGGCAGCGGAAGCAUCUGUGGCAGCUGCAACGUCGCCGCCAGCAGCUGUGCCGCCCGUUCAGCAGAAAUUGCCCAACAAGCCAAAGGUGCUGAACAAACCCUCCGUGCGGAUAUUGAACAAAGGCGCUGCAGUGGCCGUGGAGCCCGAACUGGCCACGAAACAGAUCAAACGUGGACGGGAUGGCAAUGUGGCAAUUGUCACGGAGAUUAUAGGCCCCAAUACGGUGCCCCAACUAGAGGAUGCCACCAAGGACGCUGCCAUCGUGGCGACCAAUGUGUUUCCCUGCCCGGACUGCGAGCGCUCCUUUCCGCUGCUGCAGCUGCUCGAGAUUCAUCGCCUGAAUCAUACGCGCGCACGCAGCUUCCAGUGCGCCGACUGCAGCAAGGCGUUCUUCUCCAAGUACGAUCUGCAGAAGCAUCGAUUCAUACACACCGGCGAGAAGCCGUUCGCCUGCAGUGUCUGCGACAAGGCAUUCACGCGUCGGGCGCUGCUCCAUCGCCACGAGAGCACGCACACGGAUCUGCCGAAGUUCAUUUGCGUGCACUGCGAGAAGCCGUUCCUGUCGCGCGAGGACAUGACGAAGCAUGCCGAAAGGCACACCAAGUCCCGGCCAUUCCGCUGCACCAUGUGCAGCAAGUCGUUUGCCUUCAAGCAGGGCCUGGAGCGGCAUGAGGUGGUCCACAGCUUGAAUCUGCUUCCCUGCGAGCACUGCCCCCGGAGCUUCGUUACUUCGAGCAAACUGGCCCGCCAUUUGGUGGCCCAUGCGGGCAAGCGUGCCUAUCCCUGCAAAUAUUGCUCCAAGUCGUACAUUCUCUCGCAUCAUUUGUCGCGGCAUUUGCGCAUGCACAAGCAGGAUUCCGGCGCCUCGUUUGCCUGCAGCAUUUGCAGGGAGUCGCACCAGAGCUACGACAGCCUCAUCGAGCACUCGGUGCAGCACGCGAACUUGUCCCUCAAGUGUCCGCUGUGCAACGAGAAGAUCCACGACAUUGCCGCCGUGGAGGGCCACAUGACGACGCACAAGGAGGGCGAACGCUUUGCCUGCGAGUUCUGUGACUUGAUCUUCCUCAGCUCGGAUCGACUGCAGAAACACAUCGAGGAUGAGCAUGUGCUGGACAUGGACAUGUACCAGAACGAUGGGGACAGAGUCUCGAUCCAGAGCGAUGCCGAGGCAGAGUUUGACCCACAUGAAGCCGAGCUGGACGAGGCGGAGCAAAAGUUUCUGCUGCAGGAGCUGCUGCGCGAUGAGCAGCCAGCAUCGCCACCGCCGCCGGUCAAGAAGCGCAAAGUGGAGGCCACGGACGCCAUUGUGAUACCCAAGCGCACCCGGCAGGCGCGUCUGGCAGAUGUCGCCCCGGCAGAGACUUCUCACAAGACCAGACAGCAGGCAGCGGCAACGAGGAAGGGCUCGGGACGUUCGCUGAUCAAAAAUGGAAAUUCAGCGACAAAUUCCAGCCAUUAAAUUGUACAUUCAACCAUCAGUAGAGGUAGCCUACAGCUGGCUACACAUUAAACGAAAUAUUUCUUAGUGUUAUUCGCCCGAA